Anopheles bellator is the source of this 4062-nucleotide messenger RNA. RefSeq names its product CTD small phosphatase-like protein 2. The transcript has 6 exons. Gene Ontology annotation, molecular function: phosphoprotein phosphatase activity. The record is from RefSeq and is a predicted model, not a curated record. Bases 291 to 2630 code for a protein of 779 amino acids. Lineage: Eukaryota; Metazoa; Arthropoda; Insecta; Diptera; Culicidae.
GAAAAUGAAAACAGAGUGAAAAUAUUAGUACUAUUUAAAUAUCAGUGUUACUUAUUAAAGCAUUUUGCAUGGAGCAAGAUGUUUUAAGUUUUAAUUGGUGUGAAGUUUAGUGUGUUUUCAACUCAAAAGGCGGACGAGAUUAUUGGGCAAGUGUUGUGAUUAUUGACUUAAAUUUUUCGCCGCCAAAUCCGAUGACCGAACGUAGAAAACAAGAGCCUGUUAAACAUCCAUUGAUAAAGCUCAGAUCGAUUGUGUAGUUCUUCGCUAGCUGCAAUUCAUGCAAAACACGAAUGUGGCUACGUAGUGAAAAUAGAGAUCGCCGCCUGCGCUCAAGUAGUUCCCGCGCUGCUCCUAAAUUAAAAUCAUGCCUUAAAGUGUCAAGUUCUAAGGCAAAAAAAUCUGUACAUUCAGUGCUGCUAACAUCGUCCAAUCGGCGAUCAGUCGCCAAGGUUAAUCUUGCAUCCAAAUGCAGAACAGGUGGAAAAUGCGUCGCAGUUUCAUCUACCACUGCUGCAGAUCUGGCCAUACCGGUUACAAAUGCCCAAAGUAAUAUAGAAACCAAAACGGGCGAAAUCCAGAAGCCUAUGCUGCGAAACCGCCGCGGAAAACCAAAUUCAUCACCACUUCACAGUACCACCGUUUCCGAGGAAUGCAAAGAAAACAGAUUCUGCUGGCAGGAUAACGAAAAUAUUACUCUUUUCCCCGGCGCCGCCGACAAGAAUAAUUGUGAUGAUUUGCCCGGGAACUCAAUGCGGUCGGAGCUUCUUCCAGGAUGCAGUUCGAGUAACGGCAUAGCCACUCGUAACGUUGAUUAUGCCACGGACAACAUACCUAGAGGGGAAGGCGUAUUCUCCGCAAACGACACUGGCAGUUUGAGCUCGUCCAAAGAAAAUAUGAGCCAGCUUCGAAUAAUGGCGUACAAUUCUGUCAAAAGCUCUCUCUUAGAUUACUCGAGUGCACAAUCAAUAAGUUCAUCUUGUUCAAUGAAAGGGAAUUCAGCAAUAACACAGCCGCAGUUGCAUCAACUGUUCGCGCCCUCCAAGUGUAUCACGGAAUGCGACAGCACGACAACGGAAUUAGAUAUUCCGACCAGAGUUAACGACGAACAUGCUGCGGAUCAUGUGUCAUGUCCCGGGGAAUUUCCGAAGAGAAGCGGAUCUGCUUCCUGCCCAUCGUUAGCUAUUGUUGUGCCAGAGGUAGACUCUACUACCGACACGGUACAACCGUACUCGUCCGGGUCUAGCUGUCCCGAGGAUGUCACCUCAUAUGCCCUGAAAGAACCCUUUUCACUGUUGUUGUCGUCGGUGACAAAUUUGGCCCCUUCAUCUUCUUCAUCAUCGUCAUCCAUAGUUUCAUCGGCUACAUCUGUGUCCUCGCCGUUGUGUAGUGGUCAACCUGUGUCACGUACAAACAAUCCAGUUCCAGCUUCCGGACACGAUGAUAAACCGCAACAGUCCAACUUUUCGGCGGGAAACGGUGGAGACCUGGCAGUUGCUUCUGAUUUAAUUUCUAUGUUCGAUGAAGAACAUUACCGAGGUGUCGCAGAACUGGGACAGUAUAACGAUUAUUCGUAUAAUAUGCUGCUGACACAAGCGUUGCUCAGCUGUGGUGAUGUGGCAGGAUUAAAUUUGACGGACAGCCAUGGUGAUUUGGGCAAUGCGAAUGAUACCCAAUUUAUCUCCUCACUCAAUUCGACGGCCAUUGAGAAUCUGAAAGCACUAAGUACAUUCACGAACAUGGGAAACAUGGAUUCGAUGUUGGACCAGGGCGCUAGCAGCAGCACCGGACCGCACAAGGCCUACUUGCCUGAGUUUAGUCACGGAAAUCACAGCUCCGAGCAGCAAUCUUUGAUUCAUAACAUCGACUGCAAUGAGCCCGUUGCAAUGUGUGGUAACCAUGACGAAUUGUCUUCUGCACAGCUUGAAAAUCAUGAACGUGUAGAAAUGGAGGAAGUGUGUGACGAGCAGCACGAUGAUGCAGCAUAUCGGGUCUUCGAUCCAUACUAUUUCAUCAAACACUUGCCACCGCUUACAUGUGAGAUGCGCUCCAAGUGUCCAGCAUUACCACUCAAAACGCGAUCUAGUGCAGAGUUUAGCCUUGCAUUGGACUUGGACGAAACGCUAGUGCAUUGCAGCUUGGUGGAGCUUUCGGAUGCCAGUUUCAAGUUCCCGGUGAUAUUCCAAGAGUGCAAAUAUACCGUGUUUGUUCGCACAAGACCCUAUUUCCGUGAGUUCUUAGAGAAAGUAUCAAAACUUUUCGAAGUGAUACUGUUCACUGCAUCGAAACGAGUUUACGCCGACAAACUUCUCAAUUUACUCGAUCCGGAUCGUCGACUUAUCAAAUAUCGCUUAUUCCGGGAACAUUGUGUGCUAGUCAACGGUAAUUAUAUUAAGGACUUGACUAUCCUUGGUAGAGAUCUUUCUAGAACAAUAAUAAUUGAUAACUCGCCACAAGCAUUUGGCUACCAGUUAGAUAAUGGAAUACCAAUUGAAAGUUGGUUCGUAGACCAGAGCGACUCAGAAUUAAUGAAAAUACUACCCUUUUUAGAGCGAUUGGCCGAAAUGCGUGAAGAUGUUCGACCUCAUAUUCGGGAAAAAUUCAGGCUCUUUUCCUACCUACCACCAGAUUAAAAACAAUUACAUCCGCGCGGUUUCUAGUUGACAUGCUUAGAAAACCAUUUGAUUGUAUCAUUUUAGUUUCAUCAAACUGUUGUAAGUUUGCACGGUUGCCAGCAAUAAUUUGACGGCAAAAUCGUGAUAACCGGCUAUUGAAAGAGCAACAUAUUAAAAACAAACAUUCUUCACACCAAUGUAUUAGAAACUCUUUAAUAUGGCUUUAUGCACCGUCGUAUAGUUCUGUUCUGGAAAUAGCACUAUGCAGGUAGCACAAGUUCAUUCAAUGUUUUCCCACAUAAAAGCAUGGUCCAUGUUUUACACUACUAUAAAUAAAACGAUAAUUCUUUCUUUUUCAUUUGUAAAAUUGAACCGAUGAAGCAUUAAAUAAUGGUACAAUACGUGCGAAAGCUUGCUUAGCAAUCCGUUUAGCUAUAAUAAUGUAUCAAGUAUUUCUAUUGGUCAAAAGAACAAUGAUGAAUUAUUCUUUUAACUUUUAUUUAACUGGUGAAGCAUAAAUCAAAAUUGAGGGAUUGUGGAAUGAACAAACUGAGAGCCAUUGAUCGUGUUAAUAAUAAAACAUAAUUGAUUAUAUUUUGACUAAUCAUAACGGAAUAUUGCAUUGACACAUAUGAAAUAUUACAUUGACUAUUAGAGUUUAUUGCUCCCCUAAUCACACGUUCAAUAGACCUUUAAAUCAAUAAAAAUAUGUAGAGCUCACAUAGUUUCAGUGUAAAUAAAACUAUUCUAUUCGUCGCAAAUAUCGUUAUAUGGAGUUAUUUAUAUGGAAAAGAACCUUCAGAAUGCAUUCAUACAAGAUAAAUAUAAUGUUCGUUGAAUUUCAUAUUUGCACUAUAAUCAAGGCAAAGAGACAAUUACUCAAACUGAAAGCGAACGGCUCCGUGUGUACAAUUUGUCGUCAGUAACUCUGGCAUUUCUGCGAAUCUUGGUCAAUUAACGUAUUUUCAAAAAACGCCCAUAAAAGCCUUCAAAGAUCGCCGAUUGUAGGCCGAUGAAAACUUUGGCACCUUUUUUUCAACAUUCAAGAAGAUAAUAUAUCUUUGAAUAGUAUUAUACUGGCUAUUGUGAGUAAAUUUGUUCAAAGCUUUAUGCUUGAGCCUUCCCUUAUCCCACAGGCAGUUUAGCGACUGCGACUGAAUUUUAUUCCCAUUUCUAUCCCCUUUAUACAGCGUAUUCUAGCUAGCAGAUAUUCGGAUCAGGAUUCGGAUAUCGGAUCAGGACGCUGACUAUUGCUUUGCGAGUGAUUGCGAAGAGUUGCCACUAUUAUGCUUCUUUUUCCACCAACGAUUCGCAUAGAUGCUUUACGUUAACAUGAACGAUUAAGAAGGAAAAAUUGGGACAGAAAUCCUAAGUUACAUUUGCCACUCCAUUCCGGAAGGUAUGUUGAAGUGAGGUGUGAAGGAUAGCAUGUAAAUGGUUCAAUAAACUC